Messenger RNA from Anopheles coluzzii, 8131 nucleotides. RefSeq lists its product as uncharacterized. Bases 3029 to 5260 code for a protein of 743 amino acids. The record is from RefSeq and is a predicted model, not a curated record. The transcript has a single exon. NCBI's taxonomy places the organism in Eukaryota, Metazoa, Arthropoda, Insecta, Diptera, Culicidae.
GUAUAGCAGUUAGUUCUUUUUCUAUUAUAGAUCUGUUUUUAUUUCACGGUUUAAAAUUUUUACCAGCAAAAACUUUUGGAUAGUCAUUUUCAUCCGUUAGUUGUGAUAGGAAACCUCCACAUGCUACAUCUGAAGCUUCUGCAGUUAUUGUUUUGUGAAAUCUGGAUGUAUUAAUAUAGUAGGAGAUACUAUUUUUCCCCCAAGUGUAUCCAACGUUCCUUGACAUUCAUUUAUCCAAUCAAAUUUUAAUAUUUUUGCAUUGUAUUUUGAUAAGGUUAUCUAAAAGUCUUGCUAUUUUUGCAAAUUUUCUUCCGCUUUUGAGCUUGUCCAUUCUCCAUUCUGUCCAUUCUCGCCUGCCAACCCAGAUUGGGCAGUGAGCUCGCAUUGACCAUUUCCACUUAUGGUUUAGUCUUCUGCGUUGGAUACAGGUGUCCCAUUAAGAAUUUUCCUCUGUUUCCUUUUAUUUCUAUUGAUGUUUAAUGAACUUUAUUAAUGAGCACUUUGAAUAUGGUAACUUUACACGAGGAUCCGUGUUUGGUAUGUGCAGCAGAUUUUUUUUAUUAUUGAUUUUUAUACAGACUUUGAGCCUUUUGGCUUAGUUCGCCUCUGCUUAAACUACUUAAAACCCGACAUUUAAAACCCAAGCAUUUUUUUCGUCAGAACGGCCUAGUUGGCCGUAUCAUUUAGGCAAAGCAUUUCCUCCUUGCGUAAACCUUAAUCCGAGUUGGCUCGAUUACCUUAAAACUAAGCUUAAAACUAAAAGAAAAAUCGAUUUAUUUUACACUAUGUUUGGUAGUGUAUCCAUGGCAAUCAGUGAGAAUGUGACGAACCGUAACCGCGCGGCUACACGAGGUGAAAUAUACAGCGAAAUGAACUAUUUGACAGGCGAAAUAUCUGACAGAUAAAGCAUCACAGCAACCAGCUGAUGUGCAAUGUAAACAAAUAACGUGCACAAAAUCGUAAUUAAAUCCAUUAAAUAACUUCAAUAUCGAGUACUUCGGCAAUUUUCAGUCAACAGUUCAUGAUCUCUUCUAAUUAGGGAAUGUUCUGCUUAAGAAUAUAUUAAUUUAAAUAGAAUUUCGAAAGCGGAUGUUGUGUCUCCCCCAACCCUUUAGCUGUACCUGUCAGAUAUUUCACCUGUCAAAUAGUUCAUUUCGCUGUAUAUUUCACCUCAUGUAGCCGCGCGGUAAUGUUUACGUCAACAAAAGUUGCAUAACGGUGGGUUGAACUUUUCUUGGAGAUAGGAGUGAGUAAGACGAGUGUAGCCGAUCCUGAGACGCGACAGCACUUGUUGGUGGCGACUGGAGUGUGUGUCUUUCCAGGCUAAUGUUGAUGGUUUGAUGGUUUGAAGAACAGAAGGAUAGGAAAAGGGAAGACAUUUUACAUUUAAUAUCAAAAGGAUAGAGUUGAUAUUGGAAUUAAAAACUAAUCUACAGAUUUCGUUUUGGACUUAAGAGAUUUUUGAGUAGUGGCAGAGGGAGAAGGAUUGAAAAUGGGAUGGUUGGGCGAUUGGAAUGAGGGAGAGACGGGGAUGAUUUUUUUUAGGUUGGGAUGAUCUUCUUCAGUUUCUUCUUCAGUGCUUUCUUGAGUGUUAUCUUCCGUGCUAAACUCGUCUCAUUCUUCUUCACUUUCUUCAUCUUCAAUUUCCAUUUGAGAUUCUAUAUUCUUUUUUCCAGACUCUUUUCAACAUUCUUGCACAUUCUUGUCAUAGUUCUAUCCUGAUCUUCAAUUUUUUUUUCUGUUAGUUUAGCUAAUGUUUGUGAAAGCAAAACUAUUAUUUUUUCUAGAGAUUCAUUCUUUUUCUCGAGUUCUUCAAUUUGGGUAUCUUUUUUAUCUACUGUGUGUGUGUUGUGCGUAUAUGAUGCGGUUUUGAAUGGGACUAGAAUUUGUGGAUUGGGUAUCAUUAAGGAGAGCUUUACGUGCCUCACCGUAAGAACAGUUGUUGUCGAUUUUGUACUUGAUGACCUGCUCUUCUAGAAGGUAACGGGGACAGGUACGAGACGUGGUGCUGUGGUUGUCCUUGCAGUUGAUGCAUACGGGGUCUACGGUGCACUCUCCAUGCGCAGGGAUACCACAGCUGUUGGGAUAACUCAAGUGAUAACACUGGGUUUUUUGCUGUAGAAAAAUGUAGAGUUCUUUAUUCGCUGCUACUGUAUCGCCAUGUGGUUUUUGACACUCGCUUCCCGUUUCUCCGUCUGUGCGCAAAUGACACAUGUGUUGUUGUGUUUACAAACGGGUUGAGUUCUUAUCAUUCGCGUUGCGAGAACAUUCGCGUUGCGCGAACAUACUGGCCCCUUCAGACGUUAGUUCUGAACCAUUGAAGUUACUGGAAGAAGACACAGCUUCGCAAUUGGCCGAGUGUAUUCGCCAGAAGCUGUCUUCAAUGUCACAACUCGUGCUACUCCAUCAUCGCCUGGGUGUGUUUUGAUGAUGCGUCCUAGCGGCCAAUGCAAUGGGGUAGUUGACUCGUCCUUGACCAAAACAAGUUGGCCAACGUCUAUUUUUACUGGUUGUUGGAAUGUAAGGGUUAUGAAACGGUCAUUUUGAAUUGUUUGCGGUUGUUUUGUCAGUUGGGAAUUAAAAGUUAAAUGUAUUUUCUGGCAGCACUGCCGAUCGACAAUUUGUGAUUAAGUAUGUGUGCGAAUAAAGCGGCACUAGCGCAUGAAACUCGAUACGAGCCGGACGUGUUCUUUACUUUGUCUCCUUUGGCGAUCGAAGACGACACAACAAAACACAACGUAGGGCGUAGAGGCGUCAAGGGGGGAAAGGAACCAACAAACCAUGUUCCAGAACGCAACAUUGGUGCCGUGACCAGGAUGGUCUAAUAUUUGCGGUUUGGUUUGACUGGUUAAAGUGAAGAACUUUGUGUGAUUUCUUUUGGCAAAAUUCGCGUAACGCGUGUGAAAUCUGAAAGUUCCGUAUCGAGCGUUGGUGGAUUUCUGAAUAAGAAAAAUCGCGAAAGCGUGAGAAAUCAUUGUGCUAGUGGGUGUUCUUUGCGUGUGUAUGCAUUUUGUGUCGCGUAUUAGAAAUGUCGGUUAGUGAAGAUUUUGCCGGUUUCUCUGACGCAUCGGGUUCGAACAAUACAAUGCAACACACACAAGCAGAAGAACUGGAUAUGAUUAUCCUAAAGCGCGAGCGCGACCGAGUCGUGCAAUCGUUGACAAGAAUCGACACGUUUUUGGCGCAGUACAAAGAGAGUGAUUUCCCAGAAUUGACGCCUCGUCUUGAUCUAUUGAACGAGCGUUGGAGGGAGUUUCAGGCUUUGGCUCGAAAUAUUGGCGCAAAAGAUUACAGUGAAGAUAACGAUGUGCUUUAUGGUGAGAUUGAAGACAAAGUCAUGCUAUUGAAAGGAAAAUUAUUGGGAAAGCUGCGGGCUGGAGCGGAGAUACCGAGUGUGAAACAGGAACGCGUGUGCGAUGAUUAUAAUAGUGUUCGUUUGCCUCAGUUGACGCUUCCUCAAUUUUCCGGAAAAUAUGACGAAUGGCUCCCGUAUCACGACAUGUUUGUUGUUACUGUUCAUGAGAACGAGAAAUUGUCGCAGGUUGAAAAGAUGCUUUAUUUGAAGGGUUCUCUGAAAGGUGAAGCGCUGAAGGUGGUGGAUACUUUGCAAGCCUGCAAUUCGAAUUAUGACGUAGCUUGGGAUGCUUUGAAAAAGCGAUAUUCUAACGAAUAUAUUUUGAAAAAGCGUCAUGUUAACGCGAUGCUACAAUGGCCACGGAUGAAAGUCAUGAACACGGUGGGUAUUCAUGGGCUUAUCGAUUGUUUCGAAAGGAACUUACAAAUUCUAAAGCAGUUAGGUGAAGUGACCGAACAGUGGGGAUGUUUGAUUAUUCAGAUAAUCAUUUCAAAGUUGGACGAAAGCACCCAACAAAAGUGGGAAAGGCACGUUGAAGAAAGUGAGCAAAAAACGGUGACGGAUUUGUUAAACUUUUUGCGCACACAGACGCGCAUAAUGGACGCGUUUGCAGUGGAUAGGCCAAUGGCGGCGGGCAAAUCUACAAGUGAACGUCGUGUUGCGUCUAAUGUGGCUGCAGAAGCAAAGUGCGCAAAAUGUGAUGGAUCGCACAUGGUGGAAAAUUGUGACUCGUUUCGGAGUUUAACGUUGCCGCGUCGUCGUGAAGUGGUUGAAGCUAAGAAGCUUUGCCUUAAUUGUUUGAGGCAAGGGCAUUUUCAAGCCAAGUGUUGGUCACGUGCGCGAUGCAAUAUUUGCAAUCGUAAACAUCAUUCCCUUCUACACGGUGAAAAUGUAAGUGAAACGAUCGGUCCGUCGGUUCGUGAAGAACUUCCAUCUACCAGUGGCACGCAAAAUGUGGUGGUGAACGCGUCAUCGAACAGAGAGUGCACUUCUGUGUUAUUAUCAACGGCGAUAGUGAGUGUGCGUGCGUGUGGUAACAAAUGGUUGUCAGCAAGAGCAUUGAUCGAUAGUGGGUCUCAGGUGAACCUGAUGACAAAGGGCUUGGCUGCGCGGCUUAAGUUACCGCAAUACGAAAGUAAAACGGCAUUAUCGGGAGUUGGACAUUCGAAAGUGGACAUAACGACGUCGGUAACGACUGUCAUACGUUCUAAAAGUUGUAACUAUCAAGAACGUAUGCAGUUUCUAGUGUUGCCGAGAAUUUCUAGCUACAGGCCGGUAAUUGGAAAUCAAAUUAGCAGGCAGAAUCUCCCGAUGAAUUUUGUGCUCGCGGAUCCUAAUUUCGAUAGUGAUGCUGAAGUGGAUUUAUUGUUGGGCUCCGAAUUUUACGCGACUUUUUUGAAACCGGACAACCGUGGUAAAAUUAGGCUCGAGCUACCAGCGCUCCCAACAUUUAUUAGCACUGUUUUUGGAUGGGUUGCAACUGGGAAAGUUCCGCUGGCUUCUGAAGGUAGCAAUUAUGUUACUUGUGGCACGUGUACUAGGUUGGACGAUUUAAUUGAGCGUUUUUGGAUUAUUGAAGAAAUACGUGAGCCGCUUCAACAUAGUCAGGAAGAAAGGGAUUGCGAAGCACAUUUUGUGCAAACUCAUCAGCGGGAUAGUGAAGGGAGAUAUAUAGUGAAGCUGCCAUUUAAGUGUGACUUACAGAACCAAUUGGGACCGUCCAGUGCGAUAGCGAGAAAACGAUUCUUGCAGUUAGAACGACGUUUCAAUCGGGACCCAUGGUUGAAACAAAAGUAUACGGCGGUUAUCAACGACUACAUCGACAAAGGGAUUUUAGUCAAAGUGGCUGCGAACCCGAUUCUGAGGAAGCGCAUGGUCAUUAUUUCUUACCGCAUCAUCCGGUAAUCAAGGCGUCCAGUACCAGUACAAAGGUACGACCUGUGUUUGAUGGAUCGGCCUCUACCGACGGUGGUAAGUCUCUUAAUGAUUCGUUAAUGACUGGUCCUGUGAUUCAGGAGAACUUGUUGGCGUUGUUGCUGAAAUUUCGGAUGAGGAACGUGGCAUUAGUGGCAGACAUAAAACAGAUGUAUCUGCAAGUCAAGGUGCAUCCCGACGACACUCGUUUUCAACGUGUAUUAUGGCGAAGUUCCAGAGGAGCCAUUAAAAACUCUAGGUAUCGCGUGGCUACCAGAAUCGGACCAACUGUACAUAGACUCGAACAUUCAGAUGAACAACGAGAGCUGGUCCCGUAGAAAGGUUUACUCUUUGGUAGCACGUAUAUACGACCCUUUGGGGCUGGUGGCUCCUGUGACAUCUUGGGCCAAGAUAAAUAUGCAAUCGUUGUGGUUGGCAACUGAUGACUGGGAUGAAGAAAUACCGGCUGUCAUGCAAGAACGAUGGUAUGCCUUUCAAUCACAACUCGGGUUGCUGAAGGAGGUUAAGUUUUCGCGCCAUGCUGUUGUGCAUAAUCCUGUUGCUGUUCAACUACAUUGCUUUUCGGAUGCAUCUGAAGUGGCUUAUGGGGCAUGCGUGUAUGUUAGAACGAUUGGUAGCAGCGGGGAAGUGGUAGUUGAGUUGCUUGCUGCAAAGUCUCGUCCUGCGCCGUUGAAAAGAGUCAGUUUGGCCCGGUUAGAACUUUGUGGAGCAUUACUGGCAGCAAGGUUGCAGAAAGUGGUACGCCAAGCGUUGAGAAUUCCAGACGUGGAAACCUUUAUGUGGACUGAUGCGACAAUCGUGUUGCAUUGGAUUCGAGCACCAUCCCAUUCUUGGGCUACGUACGUAGCGAAUAGGGUAUCCGAAAUUCAGGAAUUGACGCAUGGCUACAAAUGGAUGCACGUGAAGGGCGUUGACAAUCCUGCCGAUAUUGUAUCGCGUGGAGCUAUACCGAACGAGCUGUUAGCAUCGAAGCUGUGGUUCCAUGGUCCCGGGUGGUUACAACUAUCAGAGGAAGAAUGGAAGAAGAAUGCCAGCGGUGUGUUGGCAAUUCCCGAAGAGGAGUUAUUGGAACGAAGGAAGAGCUCAUUGGUGGCCGCAGUAAGUAGCGAGAGCGAUGAUUGGUAUGAUAGAUUUUCCAACUAUGACAAAUUACUGCGGAUCACUGCGUAUUGUAUGAGAUUUAUUCGUUGUUGCCAACGAAAGCUGGAUCCUAAACACAAAAGGUGUUUUGUUGGUGAGCGAGCUAGCAGAGGCGAAAAUUCGACUGGUUAAACGAGAACAACGGAUUUACUUUGCGGCUGAGAUCAAGGAGUUGUCUGCUGGGCAAACGGUACGUCCCAAAUCAUCACUGAAGACAUUAGGACCUUUUUUGGACGGUGAUGGUUUACUCCGAGUUGGUGGCCGCUUGCAUCGCGCCAAAGCUAUGCAAGUUUGUAGCAGAUUUCCGUUGGCGCUACCCAAGAAGUCACGAUUUACUAGGCUAAUGGCAGAAUAUUAUCAUCGAUUGGCACUUCAUGGUGGGCCAACUGAAACAUUGAGCGCACUCAGGAGAGAAUUUUGGCCAAUUCAAGGACGAUCUUUGGUCAAUAGUGUUUGCAGAGGCUGUCUGGUAUACUUCAGGAUGAAUCCCAUGUUAGUUCAACAACCACCAGGACAGUUACCCGUGUCGCGUGCUAUGCCAGCUCGACCAUUUUCGAUCGUAGGGGUUGAUUUCUGUGGACCCAUUUACUUGAAGCCGGUGCAUCGCCGAGCAGCAGCUGAAAAAGCAUAUAUUUCAAUCUUUGUGUGUUUUUCAGUAAAGGCUGUUCACAUCGAGCUUGUGGAGUCUCUAUCAACUCAUGCAUUUCUAGCGGCGUUUCGUCGGUUUGUGGCAAGACGGGGUUUGCCCAGCGAGGUCUAUUCCGAUAACGGUCUCAACUUCCAAGGAGCGAGUAAGGUGAUCGAUGACUUCUACACGUUGAUGAACAGCGAUUCGGCGGUGGAGGAUAUAUCGAGGUAUGCUGUUGGCGCUGGCGUUAAGUGGCACUUCAUCCCACCCCAUGCACCGAACUUUGGCGGCCUUUGGGAGGCAGCGGUAAAAGCGGCAAAACGCGUCCUACUGAAGGUUGUUGGUGAUCGGCAGCUGGCGUUUGGGGAGAUGUCGACGGUUCUGGCACAAGUGGAAGCUCAACUCAACAGCAGACCGCUUACACCGUUGUCGGAGGAUCCGGAAGAACUUGAUGUAUUGACGCCGGGGCAUUUUCUAAUCGGGGCUCCGAUGAACGCUCUACCGGAGCCUGACGUGGGUGAUGUACCAAUCAAUAGAUUGAAGCGGUAUGAGGAAUUGCGUAGAGUGGUACAGAAUCAUUGGGCGCGUUGGCGUAGGGAAUAUUUUAGCGAACUACAUAACGAACAUCAACGCGGCAAGGCAGUAGUAGAGUUAAAGGUAGGACAAAUGGUCCUGUUGAAAGAGGAUGGGAAGACUCCUCACCAUUGGCCAAUGGGACGGAUCGCUGAGGUAUUUCCUGGCCCAGAUGGCGUAGUGAGAGUCGUUAGUAUUAGGACUAGGAACGGCUUGUAUAAGAGGCCAGCGAAUAGGAUUAGUCUUCUUCCGUUUGAGCGAGUGAAUUAGAUAUCAUAAAGUCAGGCAUUUUGUGAAGUAAUGGAAAGAGGUAAAUUUGGUAAAUUUAGGUGGCCGCUAUGUUGGAAUGUAAGGGUUAUGAAACGGUCAUUUUGAAUUGUUUGCGGUUGUUUUGUCAGUUGGGAAUUAAAAGUUAAAUGUAUUUUCUGGCAGCACUGCCGAUCGACAAUUUGUGAUUAAGUAUGUGUGCGAAUAAAGCGGCACUAGCGCAUGAAACUCGA